CCCAGCUGAGGCGGCAGACCGAACCGCCAGGAAAAGCAGCGACGGGUUGCUGAGAAUAAGGGACAGAACCAGAUCUCUCCAAGCUUUAAUCCAGCUUCUGCUUCUUUUUUAAAAAAAAAAAAAAAAUAUAUAUAUAUAUACCUUUUGUCUGUUCGUUACGUUGUUGUUUUCUUUGCUAAAAUGACUGGUGGCCCGCUGACGGGGUUGCUGGUUGCGCUGUGCGUAAGCAGCGCAGUCCACGGCUUGCCAAAGAGCAAAAGACAAAGUGGCCAGUACCAGGUGUAUCCCGAGCUUCACGACUCAGCGGCUGUUACUACCGCCGUGUGUGAGGAAAAUGGUCGCACGUACAGACAGAACGAGCAGUGGGAGAAAGUGUACCUCGACAAAACACUAGUGUGCACCUGCCACCAAGGAGCGAACAUCAAGUGUGAAACUAAGCCCCAAGAGGAAGUCUGUUACGACAAGUACAAUGACCGGACAUACCGGGUAGGUGAAACCUAUGAGAGACCAAAGGACGGGAUGAUGUGGGACUGUACCUGUAUUGGCUCCGGUCGGGCUAAGAUCAGCUGUACCAUCGCAAAUCGGUGCCAUGAAGGUGGGAGGUCUUAUAAAAUCGGGGAUACUUGGCAGAGGCCUCAUGACACUGCCGAUUACAUGCUGGAGUGUGUUUGUCUUGGAAAUGGCAAAGGAGAGUGGACCUGCAAGCCCGUGGCUGAACGUUGCUAUGACACUAGCGCUUCCUCAUCGUACCUGGUUGGGCAGACAUGGGAGAAGCCCUACCAAGGCUGGAUGAUGCUGGACUGUACCUGCAUGGGAGAGGGAAAUGGACGCAUCACUUGCACCUCAAGGAACCGUUGCAAUGACCAGGAAGUCAGGAGGUCCUUCCGUAUCGGAGAAACAUGGAAGAAGACUGAUACAAGUGGAAACACCUUGCAGUGUCAGUGCUUAGGAAACGGCCGUGGACAGUGGAAGUGUGACCGACACACCUCAGGCAGAACCACAGGUGCUGUCGUCUUGACCCCCGCCCGCACCGAGACAGUUCAGCUGCGGCUAUCUCCCGAGGGAACCUGCCGCACAGACUCUGGGUCCUCCUUCCAUGACGGACAGCGCUGGAUCAGAGCCCAGGGCAACAAACAGAUGCUCUGUACCUGUGUGGGUAACGGAAUCAGCUGUCAGGAGUGGGAGGCCAGGACCCAGGUGUACGGUGGUAACUCUGACGGCCAGCCAUGUGCAUUCCCCUUUGUCUUCAUGGGGAAGACCUACUACUCGUGCACAUCGGACGGGCGUACCGACGGACAGCUCUGGUGCGCUACAACCUCAGACUAUGCGAGAGACCAGCAAUACUCCUUCUGUACUGAAAAGAAUGCCAUUGUGGCCACAAGAGGAGGAAACUCCAAUGGCGCCCUCUGCCACUUUCCCUAUCUCUACAGUGGUCGUAACUACACUGACUGCACCGCUGAUGGUCGACGUGAUGGCAUGAGGUGGUGUGGCACCACCUACAACUAUGACUCAGAACAGCAAUUUGGAUUUUGCCCAAUGGCCGCUCACGAAGAAGUAUGCACCACCUCUGACGGAGUGAUGUACCGUGUAGGCGACAAGUGGGACAAACGCCAUGACGUCAUGGGUCACAUGAUGGAGUGCACAUGCCUGGGCAAUGGCCGCGGGGAGUGGAACUGCAUUGCUCACUCGCAGCUGCGAGAUCAGUGUGUUGUCGACGGCUUGACCUAUGACGUAAACCAAGAGUUCUCCAAGCGCCACAAUGAGGGCUACAUGAUGAACUGCACCUGCUACGGACAGGGACGUGGGCGCUGGAAGUGCGACGCCAUCGAUCAGUGUCAGGAGCCACAGAGCAGGGCUUUCUAUCAGAUCGGAGAGACCUGGGACAAAGUCAUCCAUAGCAUCCACUACCGCUGUUAUUGCUACGGCAACGGGAUUGGAGAAAUGAGAUGUGAACCUCAGCAGACCUACCAAGACGGCCACAGACCUGUUCAGGUUAUCAUCACAGAGGCCGGAAAACAGCCAGACUCUCACCCCAUUCAGUGGAACCCGCCUUCAUCUGUGCACAUCACCCAGUACAUCCUCAAAUGGAGAAUUAAAAAUACUCGUGCACCCUGGAGGGAAGUCAGCAUCCCCGGCAACCUGAACUCCUACACCAUCAGCGGGUUGCGUCCAGGCGUCACCUACGAGGGUCAGCUCAUCAGCAUCUUGAGCUUCGGACGCCGCGAGGUCACGCGUUUCGACUUCACCACCAACAGCGGCUCUUUGGAAACAUCGGAGGGAGAGACGACCCCGCCUCCUCCGCUGGUGGACACGUCUGAGUCAGUGACAGAGAUCACCUCGAACAGUUUUGUCGUGUCUUGGACGUCGGCUUCUUCGACCAUCUCGGGCUUCAGGGUGGAGUAUGAGCUCAGUCAGGAGGGAUCCCAGUCUAAAGUCCUAAAUGUCCCUCGCACUGCCACCUCGGUCACCAUCAGCGACCUCCUGCCAGGACGCAGAUACAACGUCAGCGUCUACGAGCUCCCAGAUCAGGGAGAGCCGAACCUCAUCCUGACCACCUCACAGGUCACAGCCCCCGACACGCCUGCUCAGCACACCGUCGACGAGGUGGGAGAGACCUCCAUCCGAAUCAGCUGGACCAGACCUCAGGCUCCCAUUACUGGUUACCGUGUGGUGUACACGCCGUCGGAGGAAGGCAGCAGCACCGAGCUGAACCUGCCAGACUCCCAGACCUCUGUGACCCUGGAUGACCUUCUCCCCGGUCUGCUCUACAACAUCAGCAUCUACGCUGUGGAGGAGGACCAGGAGAGCGUGCCUGUUUUCGUGCAGGUCAACACCGCUGGAUCUUCUCAACAAGAGGUGGUCCAGCCCCCUACAGACCUCCAGUUCUAUGAGGUUUCAGAUGUGAAGAUCACCAUCACCUGGAACGGUCCGCCCACAGACGUGACUGGUUACAGAGUGGUCUUCAGCCCCGUUGACCGGGACGGUACUGACAUCAGACCCCUGCAGCUGUCUCCCUCCCCCAACGCAUACGCCGAGGUCACCCACUUGCAGCCAGGCACACUCUACCGCUUCUACGUCUAUGCCAUCAGCAAUGGAGUCGAGAGUGAGCCGCUUGUUGGAGAAAAGACUACCAAACCUGAUGCACCCACAAACGUGCGUUUCACUGAUGUCGACAAAGACAGUGCACUAGUAAUCUGGGAGGCUCCCCAUGCAAUCGUCACUGGCUUUCGUCUCCUCCUGAGCAUCGAGGGAUCUAGCCCCAUUGAGAAGAGGAUCCCCGGCCGGGUCACCCAGUAUCCCCUGAAGAACUUGCGUCCAGAUACGCAGUACACUGCCACCCUGCACUCCGAGCUGGACAAAGAGCUCAGCGAGGGCGUCACCACAUAUUUUACCACUGCUCCCCAGCUGGGAAAUGCUCCUACUUUCAACACUGAGGUUACUGAUACCUCAAUCAUAGUCACAUGGAUUCCUGUCCGCAAGUUCAGCUACAAGCUGUCUGUGCUCCCCAGCCAGGAAGGCGAGUCUCCCAGAGAACAGACCUCAGCCUCUGGACGCAUUGAUAUUGAUGGUCUCCUUCCUGGAACUGAGUACACCUACAGUGUUCAGCCCAUCUACAAUGGACGCAACCGUGGAAACCCCAUCACACGCAACGUUGUCACUUCCCUUUCUCCUCCCACUGACCUGAGAAUACAGUCCAACCCUAACACAGGAGAUCUCACAGUCCACUGGGUCGCCUCCAGAACACCAGGCAUCACAGGCUACAGAGUGACAAGCACGCCAACCAACGGCCAGAGAGGAAAUUCCCUGGAUGAGCUUGUGGGCCCUGAUCAGACCUCAGGCUUACUAGAGAACCUGAAUCUGGGUGUUGAGUACAACAUCAGCGUGUACGCAACCAAGGGUCAUUUGGAAAGUGUGCCUGCGUCCACGAUUGUCACACCAGGCAUACCGCCACCAAGAAACAUUGACUUUGUCGACAUUACUGACACCACCAUUGGGCUGCGGUGGAUCCCCCAGAACUAUAGGACCAUUACCGCUUACCGGAUAAAUGUGGUAACGUCAGGCGAGAGCUUGCCAAUUUUUCAAGAUAUGGUGGAAGCGACCGCUGGUUAUUACACGAUUCACGGUUUGGAGCCGGGCGUGGACUAUGACAUCAGUAUCGUGACUGUAACAGAGGAGGGGGAGAGCGAGCCGACCACAUACACAAAGCACACACAAGCUGCCAUUCCAGCUCCCACCAAUCUGGAGUUUGGAGGGGUAGGUCCUGACCACAUUAGGGUGACAUGGACAUCCCCCCGUGUUGCCACACCAAACGACAUAUCCCGGUAUGUCAUCCGAUACCACCCUGUAGCCUCAGAUGACGACAUCAAGGAGGUUAAUGUGGGCGGAGCCUCCAACACCUUCCUGCUGCAGAACCUGCUGCCUAACACAGAAUACCACAUCAGUGUCGUUGUUGUGUACGGUGAACGAGAAAGUGCACCGGCCACAGGGACUCAGAGGACAACUCUGGACUCCCCGACCGUCUUGGACUUCUCCGACAUUCGCACCAACUCCUUCACUGUUCACUGGCUGGCCCCGACCGCUGCUAUCACCGGCUACCGAUUCCGUUAUCAGAAAACAAGCGGCGGGCGGGCCAAGGAUGAGAGGCUGCCCCCAACAAGGAACCACUUCACUCUGACUGGACUGACACCUGAGACCGAGUACCUGAUAUCUGUGUAUGCCGUCAACAACAAUCAGGAGAGUCUGCCUCUGACUGGGACUCAAGCCACCAUCUCUGAUGCACCCACUGACCUGGAAGUAACAGCGUCCACUCCAACCAGCAUCACCAUUCGGUGGGAGGCCCCGUUCAUCACAGUGAAGAACUAUAGGAUCACCUACGCAGGAACAAGCGGCGAGAAUCCUCAAGAGUUUACAGUCCCGGGCACUCAGAACACCGCCACCAUCACUGGGCUGGUACCUGGUACUGAUUACACCAUCACCGUCUAUGCUGUUUCUGGACGCGGUGACAGCCCUGCCUCCAGCACCCCCGUCUACGUGACACAUAAAACUGAUACCGAGUCCCCCACUAACAUGAGACUGACCGAUGUGAGCGACAACGCCAUAACUGUGCGCUGGUCUCCUGCUCACGGACCAAUCAGCGGCUACAGAGUCACAACUCUCCCCAAGAAUGGCUUGGGCCCAUCGUACUCCGAGGAUGUGGCUCCAGAUCAGACACAGAUCACCAUCACAGGUCUGAUGCCCACUGUUGAGUAUGUUGUCAGUGUUUAUGCCCUGAGCAGUGAAGGACAACCCUCUUCCCCUGUGACGGACAACGCCAUCACUGCUAUGGACCGUCCCAAGGAACUGAGCUUCUCCGACAUCGACUCCACCUCAAUGCGCAUCACCUGGGACAGCCCAGACGGCACAGUGACGUCAUACCGCGUCCUGUACUCCAGCCCAGGGGAGCCCGAAAGAGACCUGCGUCCAGCACCCAGAGGUGACCAGGACACUGCGGUGCUGAGAGGCCUUAGUCCAGGGACUGAAUACACCGUUAAAGUCAUCGCCUUCCAUGGCCGAACCCCCAGCGCACCAUUAGUGGGAACCCAGUCCACAGUAAUCCCUGCUCCAACGGACCUGGCGGUCUCUGAGGUCGGUCCUUCUGUCUUCACUGUGUCAUGGCGGGGCCCAAGUGCCCGCCUGACAGGCUACCGCGUAGUUGUCACCCCUAAGGACAUCCACGGCCCGCGCAAAGAAAUGAACGUUGCUCCAAGCGCCACGCGUGUGGUUGUACCAGGGCUCAUGGUGGCAACCACAUACCAAAUACAGGUGUACGCUCUGAAGGACUCUGUCACCAGCAGACCACUGGAGGGAGAGGCAACCACUCAGGAAGACGUGAGUCCUCCUCGUCGCGUGCGCAUCUCUGACAUGACAGACACUUCUUUCACGCUGAGCUGGCGCACCAAGGAUGAAGUGCUCACCGGCUCACUGAUUGAAGCCACUCCCAUCGGCGACUCGCACUCCACCAUCAGCAGGACCCUCCCAGCACAAUUAACCACCUACACUCUCACAGGUCUUCAGCCGGCCACCACAUACACCGUUAACCUGUAUUCUUUGAAUGGCAACACAAAGAGCGCUCCAUUUACGCUCAGGCUUCGAACAGAAGCACCAGUGGUCCCGGCUCCCACUGACCUGCAGUUCACCUCUGUGACACCCACAUCCGUCUCCUUCACCUGGCAGCCACCUGCUGCCCAAAUCUCAGGUUACUACGUCACCUAUGAGGAGUCGGGAAGACAGCCCCGCGAGCUCAUCCCUCGACCCCACGGCGGCCAAAACUAUGCCACCAUAUCCGGUCUUAAACCAGCCACAGCGUACAUCAUCAAGAUCAUCGCCAUCCAGAACACACAGAGGAGCACGCCUCUGGAGGGCAGUGUCAGGACUCAACCAGACUCCCUCCUUCCCCUGCCUCUGCCUCAGCCCCACCGCCCUGGAGGUGACAGGCUGGAUGUGCCUGAAACCGACCUGGACAACAGGGUCCAGGUAGUGGGCACCAAUAGCCCGAACGGGUUUGGUGAUCAGAACCAGCAUGUGGAGUACACAGAGUACAACAACAAUGGAGACAGCACAUAUCGCCGGCCGUCUCCCGACGGGCAGUUUCGCGAGCCGCUCAUCUAUGUGCCCCUUCCUGAUGCAGAGGGCCGCAGACGGCCGGUUGUGAAGCUGAACUUGCCCAUCGGAUCUACUUUGGGUAACGAGACGGGGCCGCAAGAGGCCCAAACGCAGACCACCGUUGCCUGGAAGCCCUACAAGCAGAGCAACGCCUAUCUGGUGUCCUGCCAUCCCGUCACAGAGUUGAAUGAGAAGAUGUUCCAGUUCCGGCUGCCAGGCACAGCCACCACUGCCACCCUGAUUGGACUCACUCCUGGAGCGAACUACAAUGUGAUUGUGGAGGCACUGAUGGGCGCGCUCAAGCACAAGAUUCUGGAGCAGGAGGUCACAGCUGGAAACACAGUCCCAGAGGGCUCUUCCUCCGACAAAGACUCAUGCUAUGACGCCUUCACUGCGACCUACCAUGAUGUUGGCACUGAAUGGGAGCGCAUGUCCGAGACGGGCUUCAAGCUGUGGUGCAGGUGCCUGGGCCUGGGCAGCGGCCACUUCAGAUGUGACUCAUCCAAGUGGUGCUAUGACAGCGGCAGCAACUACCGCAUUGGAGACAAGUGGGACCGUCAGGGAGACAACGGCCACCUGAUGAGCUGCACUUGCUUGGGAAAUGGGAAGGGGGAGUUCAAGUGUGAACCACAUGAGUCCACGUGCUAUGAUGACGGUAAAACCUACCAGGUGGGCAACCAGUGGCAGAAGGAGUACCUGGGCGCCAUCUGCACCUGCACAUGCUUUGGAGGGCAACAGGGCUGGCGAUGCGAUAACUGCCGCAGACCGGGUGCAGAGGUCGACGCCAGUCUGCUGCAGCCUGUUCGCUAUGGAGACAACACGCUACGCAAGAACAUUCACUGCCCCAUCGAGUGCCUCCGACCCGACCUGCUGGCAGAUGCACAUGCUCCCCCACAUCCUCAGCAAUAACCGACUGGUCAUCGGACAUGUGCUUCGCUCCCCUCACCGUCCAGAUUGCUGCACUGUCUCACCUUAAAAGAAGCCACGCUGUCUGUGAACGAAUGAACUAACUGCCUUAUCACUUUUCUGACACACGUUUAGAUGUUACACUGCUGCCGGAUCAAUCCUUAUCAUUUUCUUAACUCAGUAUUUUUUCACUGUUGAAGACUGCUACUGCUUUUAAAUUCUCGCUCUUAUUGGAAAACCAAAAAUCCAGAUUUAUAGACUUGUCAGACUGGCAUUAGUUUUUUUUCAUUUAAAUGUUUAGAAACUUUUUUUUUUUUAAUCAAAAAGCAGAAACUGUCAGAACGUAAGAAGCACUGUGUUAAAGAAUGUCAAUGUAUCUGCCGUUAACAAUGUUGUUUCAAUGAUGUUCUCUCGUCUUCUCUGCAGCCCUUAUUUCAUCCCUGAGGGGGCUGCACUGUGUGUGACUGACACAUUCUGGAUUCACCCAUGUCUUUUUACUAAUUUAUCCCUUUAAUCACGACGUGUGAAUGAAUGUGAACUCGUGUGUGCGAAUGAGAGCGGUUCUAUUUUUGUACUUUGUUGUCGGUGCCAAAGUUGUUUCUACCUUUGACUAAAAGAAGACCCUUAUUUUAAUAAAGCUGGAGAGAUCCUGAAACCA
This is a messenger RNA of Mugil cephalus (flathead mullet), 8206 nucleotides long. RefSeq names its product fibronectin 1b (gene fn1b). The record is from RefSeq and is a predicted model, not a curated record. Gene Ontology annotation, molecular function: integrin binding; proteoglycan binding. Bases 181 to 7551 code for a protein of 2456 amino acids. Lineage: Eukaryota; Metazoa; Chordata; Actinopteri; Mugiliformes; Mugilidae. Gene Ontology annotation, cellular component: extracellular region. The transcript is spliced from 46 exons. Gene Ontology annotation, biological process: nervous system development; cell-substrate junction assembly; heart development.